AUGGCUCCUUCAAGAGCCGGACGGCGCAAGAAGGACUAUGACGUGGUCCUGCAGGGAAGCUCUGUCGAGAAGGUUUCUUCAGAAAUUGUCACACAGCUAGCGGCAAAAGGCUUCUGCACAAUCGAUCCCAGACUUGAUGAAGAGAUGCUACGUCAAGCUCGUGAGGACAUCAGUGAUUUGGACGCUCAGGGGAUACUGAGGCAGCCGCCAGCCAUGGUUCAUGAUGGUCUUCUCGGCGAAGAAGGCUCCUCUCUCAUAGCCGAUUUCUUGCAGGACGGUUUGACGGACGACAAGAAGGUCCGUCAUCUGCACGCUCUGGACAACGCUAUGGCUGAGUUGGUGAAUGUCUUGCAGCUGUCCAUCCACGACCUCGGCUGCGGCAAUUUGAGCAGGACGCACCCUAUUCUGCAUGAGACUGGACUUGCACCGGAGCAUGCGCCCGAGCCCACGGAGCACGAAGCCAGCUACUGGCUGGGAGUUUUGGGCCAGAAGAAGCUGAUGGUCAUGCUCUGUCUUGGCCCUGUCCGGGGGACCUUGGAACUACAACCGUACGAUGAAGAUGCCGAAGCGCACGAGAUCUCGACCGUGCCAGGAUCUGUUAUAAUCCUUCGUGCUGAUGGUAUGUGGCAUCGACACUGCGCACACUCAAAGGCGCAUAUCUUGAGCUGCUUUCUGGUCGGGCAAGAUUCCGGAGGCACGAAGCGGACGGGGCAGCCUUCUUGGGUGCCUCCAUGCGCCCGUGGUUUGGAGCAGUGGACUGUGGAGCGGAUGAGAUAUUUGAAGGAAGUCCAAUCAAAGGCACCAAAGGAGAAGCUUGACCUACCGGUUGGCUGGUUGACAGCCAUGAACCACAUGUUUCACACCGCACAGCGCGUUGCUGUAAGAUCUAUUGCUGCGAGAUAUGCAAGCACAUGGGAUGUGCAAUCCUGGUACAUGUCGCAAACGGCCGGCCCCGACUUUGUUUCGGAAGUACCGCUGACACGGUGGGACGUGAAUAUGUACUACGAUGCCGACGUUGAGAACUGGCGAGCUUACAAGACUAUCUCUCGACACGGGUCUUUCGUGGAUGGAACAGAAUAUUUUGACAACAAGUUUUUUGGCCUGUCGCCGAUGGAAGCAAAGGGAAUGGAUCCCCACCAGCGUGUGGUCCUGGAGGUUGGUUACGAGGCUUGCCACGGGGCCGGCUACAGCAAGGGGAAGUUGAUGAACAAGAUCGGCGGUGUCUACUUGGGAAGCAGCGCGACAAUUUUUGGCAUGGUGUCAGAAGUCAGCGGAGCGACUGGUGGUGCUGCGAGUAUCAACUCGAAUCGCUUCAGUUUCUGUUUGGGCCUCAAAGGCCCCAGUAUGACCUGCGAUACGGACGGCUCAUCGUCCCUAACUGCAAUUCAUCUCGGCGGCGAAGCAGUCCUUCAAAAGGGCCAUGGUGUCAGCAACGAGUUCUCCUUAGCAGGAGGAGUUGCGUUUCAACUCGGGCCACUGUGGCUGCCGCAGAUGCAAGCUGCCGGGCUGCUGGCAGGCAUCGGUCGGUGCUUCACCUGGGAUGCAAGUGCGCAAGGAUACACACUUGGCGAUGGCUGCGGCUUCGCUGUGCAGAAGCGGAUGGCCGAGUGGGUGGAUGGAAGGCAAGUUUACAUCGAAGGGGAGCCCCUCGUUGGAAGCAUUUGCGGAAGCUCUUGCGGGAGCGUGGGGAUGGCAGCAGCGAUGCAUGCCCCACACGGACCCUCGGAGCAGGAGAACAUUGCACAAGCGCUGCAGACAGCAAUGCUAGAUGCGCUGAACAUUGAUGCCGUGGAAUGCAAUGGCCAGGGAGCUUUGCUUCGAGAUGCUGUCGAAGUCGACUCCCUGUUACGCGUGCUGCGUGGCGAUGAUGUUCAGGCUCCGCUGACCCUCACGUCAGUGAAGAGCCGCAUGGGCUUCGCGACAGAGUGUGCUGGCAUUGCCGCACUGCAUCGUCUUCUAUUGUCUGCUGUUUGGGGCGUCAUUUCUCCAAACAACCAUCUCCAGCAACUGAAUCCUCAUCUGGAGUUCGAGAACAAAGCCGGGAUGCUGACAGAGCCGCAGGAAACAGCGCUGCGCAGUACAUAUAUGGGCGUGUCGGCUCAUGGCUUUGGUGGCACGCAGGUCCACGUAAUUUCCUAUGGCCACAGUCAACAGAUCAGGACGGUACCGCAGCCGGAGCGCAAUCGCAACGUUUUCAACUUCUGGCCCGGUGGCGGAGGUGAACUUGAAGAGGAGCAGCAACCAUUGCGCGGCUAUUUCAUUGCGGGGACUUGGACAAAGUGGAGGGCCAUCAAAAUGGAGAGUGAAGGUGAUGAGACCUAUGGAUACACUCUUGUCCUUGGAGAGAAUCGCUGGGAAGAGUCCCGGUCUUACUUGCUCUUGACUUUGACUCUCUCGCAGACAUCUGCCACCAUUUGCCAUCAGUUGCCAUUUGCUUCGCUGGACGCGAGGUUUCAGAUUCUCCUUGAUGGGCCGCAAGCCAGCAAGUGCAUCUUGUGGAGAAGGCUGGCCAAGUUCGGCCCUGUGCAAGCUAAGGUGACGAGAGAAGGUCGUGGUCGAUGGGUGGACGUGCCAACAGAUGCCGCUGCAGCGGUUGUGCUUGGUGAUGCUGAGAAGACUUCCAAAGCAAUCCAAGCAAUUACCAGCAGCCUGUCUGACGGGUCAACUCAAGCGGGUGAGCUCCAACUGAUGGAAGUCGGAAGUGGGGAUGUUGGCAUGCCCGGGGACAAGUAUCGCAUCAGGCUUCGGAUUGCUGGGAAAUACAGAACGGUUCUGUGGGACAAGCUUCCCACAGAAGACUAUGAUACAGCAGCGGAUGCACCCGAGGGUGACUACCACAUUGUUGGGAGCUGGAAUGGCUGGUCCCCUGAUCCAUUGUUUCUUCGAAACGAGAUCUGGUCUACGGAGGUGGAGUUGACAAAGAAAGGAGGCGACUUCCAGAUAUUGCGGAAUGAGGACUGGGGUCAGAUGAUCGCUCCACCGCGCGAAAAGGCCAGUCCUUCCGAUGCUGGUCAAGGUAGACUGGACGAUGUAAAGCAGGUCUCCUGGGAGAAGUUGCGGGAGGCUGGCCCUUCCGAGACGCUGUCUCUCAAACAUCAAAGCGGCACUCUUGGGGUCAUUGGUUCGUGGAAUGGGUUUGGCAGAGUGCACAAGAUGCACGCAGAGAUUAUGGAUGGACAAGUUGCGUAUGUCUUCUACUUUGAACUUGGUCAAAGCGGUGCUGAAGGUUUUCAGUUUGUCAACGAUUCCGAUUUGACGAGAGUUAUCCAUCCCGACCGUCUGGUGGCUCAAUCAGGCGGUGUGCACAGGGCCGUGGUGUCCUCGAUUGGCCACAUUGAGCAGGACAAAGUUUGGGCAGCCGGCUUGGACGGUGGUUCACCUGGUGACGUCUUCAAAGUCGACGUCCUGGCAGUAGGUGACGUCGUCACCCGCGUUACCUGGAGUCAAGUGAGCGAUGGUGCUGUACCAAGGGACCGCGAGAUCUGUGGGCCGCUGUGA
This is a messenger RNA of Symbiodinium sp. CCMP2456, 3498 nucleotides long. The record is from the annotation of a GenBank genome assembly. Lineage: Eukaryota; Dinophyceae; Suessiales; Symbiodiniaceae.